This is a messenger RNA of Plasmodium vinckei vinckei, 3486 nucleotides long. Its product is annotated as conserved Plasmodium protein, unknown function. The transcript has a single exon. Bases 1 to 3486 code for a protein of 1161 amino acids. Lineage: Eukaryota; Apicomplexa; Aconoidasida; Haemosporida; Plasmodiidae. The record is from RefSeq and is a predicted model, not a curated record.
AUGAAUGAAUUGAAAGAAGAAAGAAAAGAUGAAAGGGGGGAAAUUGAGGAAAACCAAAUGAAUAAAAUAAAAAAUCUGCUCAUCGAUUUAGAUGUUUUAAUAGACAUAUCAAAAAUAGUUUUAUAUAAAAAUGAAAAUUUUGAUUUAAAUCUUAUAAAUAAUGUAAAUGAUAAAUUUGUUGAAAAAAUAUGCAAUUUGUUAGUGAACCAAAAACGGAAUAUAAUCCCCGAAGAUGAAUUGAUAAAUUUUAUUUUCUUACUAAUAAAUGAUAGAGAUGCUCGAAAAAAUGAAAGAAAAUAUGAAAAAAAUAUAGAGGGAUGGAAAAUGUUUAAAAAUAGUGAUUAUGGAUGCUCUACAAAAAAUGAAGUAAAACACCUUAUUAAAAAAAUUAAUAAAUUUUAUUUUUAUUUUAAAGACUUUAUUUUUAAGGAUAAUUUUUUAUAUGAAAAAUCGAAUGGUGAGAUAGACACAACUGAUAAGGGCAAACAAAUUGAUAGCAGUUAUUUUGAUAAUGAUUUAAGGGGGCUAUUAUAUAAUAUGGAUGGAAAUAUUGAUGAUAUAAAUUUAAUGAAUGGAUCUAUAAAAACCGGAAAAGUAAAAUAUACGAAAAAGAUAAAAUUUCCAAUAAGGAAAAUAAUUCACAGUAGUACGAGUGAAAACGAAGAUAGAGAAAACAAAAAUGAGGAAUAUGGGUUGAAAGGUUUGAAAGAAUCAGAAAGAUUUACCAACGAGUUGAAUGAAAGUAAUGAUGAAUGGGCUUUUUCGAAUUUUAUCAAUAAAAAUUAUAGAAAUCAUGUUAAAGACACCUACAAUAAUUCUAAAAAACAUCAAGAAAAAAAAGCAUUCAAGAAUGAUACUAUAUUAAGUAAUGAAAACAAAUUUGAAAUGAAUAGAUACAUAAACAAUUGUAAACAAAUCGAGAAAAAUGAUUUAUAUAAUAAUACAUAUUUAAUGACGCCAAAUAUUUAUGAGGAAAAUAACAACUACUAUUCUACUAUAAAUCUUGAUGAUACACUUACUAAUGAAUAUUAUAGCGAAGCGGAAAGGGAUAUUGCAAAAAAAAGCGGCAAAGAUAGUGACAUUCAUAAAUUUGCGAAAAAAAAUAUCGAGCAUUACGAUAGUGAAAUAUGUAGUGAAGUAGAUAGUGAAAGUGCACAUUUUGUGAAAACAUAUGGUAAAAAUAUUGAGAAUAACAAAAAAGAACAAAAUGAACAGAUUAAUAAGGCAGGAAAUGUGAAAGGUCUAAAUAAUGUAAAACGAAGUAUUAGCAUGCCAAGUAGACGAAUAAAAUGUAUUAAAAAAAAUAUAGAGGAUAAAUAUACACAAUGCGAAAAAUUAAAUAUGGAAGAUUCAGAGAACGAGUUUAAUUAUUAUGAUAAUACUAUGGUUUCAUUAUCUGAUUCUUUUUUUACAUUUUCCAAAGGAAAAAAAAAUAAAAAUAUAUUAAAAAGACGUUUGAAUAAUAAAGCGUACACAUUAACUUUAAAUAUACCUUCUACAAGAAAUAAUUUAAAAUUUGUUCAUAUAAAUGCGAAAAGCCAGAUAGAUGAAGAAAAUGAAGGAAUGGGAAUAAAAGUAUCGGCUGGUGUCUUUUUAGAGCAUUCAAAUGAUAUUUUUAGUAAACCAGACAACAUUUUUGACUUUUAUAAAAUAAAAAAUAAAUUUAAUCAGGAUAAUGAUUAUAAAGAAAAUUUUGAGAAUAAUUAUGAAACACAAAAUGAUAUGCCUAUGUUGAAAAAUAGUGAAAAUGAAAACAAUAACAUUGUUAAUUACGAGCAAUUUGAAAUAAGCAAUAAUUUUAAUAAAGAUAGAGAAAUUAUGAACAAGUCAGGUAAUAUUGGUCAAAAUGAAAAAAAAUAUUUCAAAUUUUCAAAUUAUAAUAGAAAUGUGGAGAAUGAAUUUUUGACAGAUCAUUCUAUAAAACAUUACGAAGAUGAUAAUGAUGUUUUAGUGGCAAUCAAAAAUAGUUAUAAUAAAAUUUUCAAUGUAAAAAAUGUAAGAAAGCAAAAAAAAGAAGAAAGUGAAGAUUUUGAAAAAAAUGAGAACAAAAAUAUGACUUGUUCAUAUGAUAAAUAUACAGAAAAUCAUUUUUAUGAAGAUUUUUAUGACCAUGUUAAUAAAAAUAUGGGAUAUGAAGAAUAUGAUAAUAGUAUAAAUAAGGAGCUCAAAAGAGAGAGCGAAACAUACUAUACAACGGACAACGAAAUGUUAAAUUAUUUUGACAAUAAAAAGGAUGUAAAUAGUAGUUGUUUUGAUAAAGAUUAUGAAGAUGAAAUGAACGAUAAUAAAGUAGAAAAUAAAAAUAUAUACGAAUUUGAUGAUAAUAUUGAUUAUUAUAAAAAUAUUGUGAAUAAAAUGGAGAGUAAAGAUAACGAUGAUAUAUUUAAUAGGAAAGAGGAAACUGGUUUUAAUAAAAAGAGUUUUAUUUUUUUAAAAAAUAAAAAGGAAAAAGAUACGAGAUUAGAAAAAUGGCUAAAUAAAAUAAAUUCACGAGAAAAUGAAAGGAAGAAAAGAGUUGAAGAAAAACAAAAACAAUCAAACAAAAAAGAGUUAGUAAACUGCACCUUUCAUCCAAUAUUAAACCAAAACUCAAUAAAAAAAACAAAAAUUAAAAAUAAAAUUAAUAUAUAUGAUCCAGGUAUUUCGAUUAUAGGAAAGAAAGACAAUAUACAAGAUUGUAGUAGUGAUAUAAAUAAAAUUUCUCGAUAUUAUAAAUUAAGACAAUUAGGUAGUAUAGAGAAAAAGAGAAAUAUGUCUAUAAAUACUGAUAAUAUAAUUUAUGAAGAUGAAAAAUGUAUGAACUUUGUAAAUCGUGAGGCAGAACAAAAUAGAUAUAACAGUGAUAAAUGCGUGGAAGGAAAAAAAAACAAAAUAGCUAUAAAAAAUAAUAAUAAACCUUCAGGAAAUUCUAACAACAAAAUAAACAAACAUGUGAUUAACCGAAAUGAAUUAUUAUAUUGGAAAGCUAUGAAAGGGAAAGAAAAAUUAGAAAAAAGAAGAACAAAAUUGGAAAAAGAAAAAGAAGAAGAAUUUCAAAAAGAACAUAAUUUUCAUCCAAUGAUAAACGAAAAUGUUAAAGUAUUUUUGUCUGAACAUCCACGAGGAUAUAAUAAAACUGUGGAUCGAAUAAAAAAAGGAGUUGAAGAUCAAAAAAGAGUACAUGAUUUUUUAAAUUAUAGGAAUCCUUAUCAUAAUUUAAUGAAAGAAAAUGAUGAGAGAAAAACUAUAAUGGGGAAAAAAACAACUCGUCUUUCACCAUUCAGUUUUGAUCAAGGAUUUUAUAAAGUUAAGAUAAAACCUAUUUAUUUUGAAACAAAAAUAAAAAUUUCUGAACAUAAAAUUGCAUCGUUAUCUAUCUGUGAAGAUGAAGAUCCUCUAUACAUUGUUGACAUUUUUUGUAAAGUUCAUGCAAUAAAAGAUGAGGAUAAAAUAGUAUUAUAUGAGUAUAUACUUGAUGAAUUAAGCAAAGCAAAACUUAAUGAUUAA